Molecule: messenger RNA, 489 nt
Organism: Exophiala oligosperma
Lineage: Eukaryota; Fungi; Ascomycota; Eurotiomycetes; Chaetothyriales; Herpotrichiellaceae
Exons: 2
Coding region: 1-489 (162 amino acids)
Source: RefSeq, a predicted model, not a curated record
AUGGCAUUCAAGAAUCUUGGGCUCAUAGAUCGACACCAAAUGUCGACUCGAAACUUCCAGGAUGACUUUCAACUCCGCUCUCUUGUGCUUCGCGAGAGAUAUCUGAAAGACACGCAGCAGUGGGAAGGUAGCGAGACUGCUAUCACCCAGACUCGUCCGAGACAUGGAUCGAAAUUGCAUGCUGACCAAAGGAUUCCAAGGAUUGCCGGCGAGAUUGACGAGUUUGUGGAGCGAUCCAUCGAUAUGACCGGCCGCAUAUCAUUGACGCACUCGAUCCAGCCUGUCGAUGUCAAGAUCAACAACGACAGAGCCCUGAUCGUAUCCUACGGCCACAUCACACUACGCUUCACGGAGCAGGACCAAGAAUACGACAUGAUCUCCUGGGGAUGGUGGAUCCAUCGGGCGGUCCGUCUUGAGUCUCGGCAGCAAAGCUGGCUCUUGACGGCCAUGCGUUUCAUCUACAAUCGCGGUCAUGCCCAGCUCGAAUAG